AUGUCCUUGCCCACCACCACCGAUGUCGUGCUCGUUGACACCAUCCAGCUCACGGCAAACAUUGGCGAAGAUUGCUGGGGACGCCUGCGCGAACAGCCCGUUUUCAUCACCGUCCACCUCCAUCUCAAACCCUCUUUCCUUCAGAUCUCCGGCCAAUCCGACAAUGUCAUAGACUCCAUCCACUAUGGCCAUCUCACCAAAGCCGUCUCAUCGCUCUCGGAAUCUUAUACCGAUGUUCGUGCACUCGUGCAUGAGGUUACUCAGAAAGCAUUUGCUCUGGCUGAAGAGAAUGUGGAUGCCGUGCGCGUCGUCAUCGGCCUACCGAAACAGAUUUUACUUGCGAACGACUUUGAGAUCGAGGUGAUUACACCGAGAGGCCAAGACAGCUCGCAGCAGACUGCAAAGGUGUCUGUCAAAGACCUUGUCAUGCCCGUGCUGAUUGGCGUUAAUCCCCCUGAACGCCUCGCAAAGCAGAGAGUGAUUACGAACAUUACAUUCUACGAGAGAUCUGGUGUGCACGAAGAAAUUGAAAAUACUGCAUAUCUCACGCUCGAGAAAUUCGUCCUGCAUAUCGUCCGCAGCUCAUGCCUCGCAUCCGAUGCGAUCGAAGCUGUGACAACACGAUCACAAAAGCCCAGCGCACUGUCUUUCGCUCACUCUUCUGGUGUCGAGAUGACUCGGUACCGCGAUGCGUUCAAAGCAUUGUAG
Molecule: messenger RNA, 708 nt
Organism: Suillus bovinus
Lineage: Eukaryota; Fungi; Basidiomycota; Agaricomycetes; Boletales; Suillaceae
Exons: 2
Coding region: 1-708 (235 amino acids)
Biological process (GO): folic acid-containing compound metabolic process
Cellular component (GO): cytoplasm
Molecular function (GO): dihydroneopterin aldolase activity
Source: RefSeq, a predicted model, not a curated record